UGACACAGCAGCUGCGAACAUGUCUCGGCUCCUCGCUCGUUUCUUCGGGGUUACCUCACAACACGCGGCGGCCAGAACCGCGGUGCUGCCGAGGAGGAUCCGUGUCGUCACCCGCGUCGUGUCGACGUCUCACGGCCUGCAGUCUCUCACCCGUUACAAUGAGACCACGGACUGGCAAAAGAAACUCAGCCCAGAAGAGUAUGUAGUCACCAGGGAGAAGGGAACCGAGCUGCCUUUUAGUGGGAUCUACGUCAACCACUAUGAAGAGGGCAUGUACCACUGUGUGUGCUGUGACGCUCCACUCUUCAGCUCCGAGGCUAAAUUUGAUGCUGGAACAGGAUGGCCAGCGUUCAAAGAGGCUCAUGGGACAUGGGGGCGGGAUGAAAGCCACGCUUCUAUAUUUCGACGUCCAGACAACAGCCUCGGUAGUCCUGGGACAGAGGUCCUCUGUAAAAAUUGCGACGCUCACCUGGGUCACGUGUUUGAUGAUGGACCAGAUCCAACAGGCGAACGAUUCUGUAUCAACAGUGUGGCCCUCAAGUUUAAACCCAGGGAAAAUAACAAUCUUGAAAAUAAUGGGCAGAACUGAUGAACUUUACUGUGUGGUUUAAGUGUGUUUAAUACAUAUAGUGUUUUAAUGUUUGUUUUAAAGUUUAUUGUAAAUGUACGUCCUGGGGUUGGACCAUUACCUCCUCCAGACCCCAGUGUCUUAAUAAAGCAUACUCACAACACA
Betta splendens (Siamese fighting fish) is the source of this 733-nucleotide messenger RNA. It is a transcript of the gene msrb2, whose product is annotated as methionine sulfoxide reductase B2. The coding region runs from base 20 to 589 and encodes 189 amino acids. The transcript is spliced from 5 exons. The record is from RefSeq and is a predicted model, not a curated record. Gene Ontology annotation, cellular component: cytoplasm. Lineage: Eukaryota; Metazoa; Chordata; Actinopteri; Anabantiformes; Osphronemidae. Gene Ontology annotation, biological process: response to oxidative stress; protein repair. Gene Ontology annotation, molecular function: peptide-methionine (R)-S-oxide reductase activity.